Messenger RNA from Marchantia polymorpha subsp. ruderalis, 1487 nucleotides. Lineage: Eukaryota; Viridiplantae; Streptophyta; Marchantiopsida; Marchantiales; Marchantiaceae. The record is from the annotation of a GenBank genome assembly.
CCUCUGCAAGGAUGCCCGAGCCUCGUCACUAUGAGCCACCAAGCGCGGAGACCUUCGACGAUUCAGGUCAUCGUCAGCAUGCUGACAAUGGGAAGGUGGCAGUGAGGAAAGAUGAUCAAUUCUCCGAGGUGCUAUUUUGAGGACGAAUUUCCAGCUUCUGUGAACUCGGGCACUUGUUGAGAGGCGGUGAGACUGACCGAAGUAGCGAUCGUCACCCGUCGACCACAAUGUUGCGGAGAUCUGCGAGAUCACUUGGGUCGAAUCGUCGACUCUGGGAGGUGGUUGGUGCUAGGGGCUUUACGUCGAGCUGCAGUGGAACGGAUUAUGUUCCAUCCAGACAUUGUCCCUCCCCGGGCGGAGUCGACAACAUCGCUGGCCGGGUACCCCCCUGUCCAGUAUCUGUUCCAGGACUUGAACCCUGUAGCGCGCAGUCCAACAAGCUCAUACUUGAUGAGUUCAAAUUUGGCAGAGGCGUUGGUGCCCGGAAUUUGAGAUCCCUCUUCGUCGAUCAGGAAUCAAAGAGUCAUGUUCAAUCCACAGCCGUAGGAGAUAACCACAAACUUUCGCGGAGAAUACCCCUCGUAGCUAGUAACAAUUUAGAAUUGCGGACAUAUCCACAUCUCUGUGUGGGAGGUUCACUUGCGAACACUAGGUCUGUCUGUUAUCCAGCAGAUCAGCGUCGACUGUCGACGUCCAAGGCGGGUGGUGGUGGAGACGACAAAUCUGCAGCUGAAGGUGGAGCCGAGAAAACUCCUCCCCGUAGCAUUGAGGACUUCCAGCAUGAGGAAAUAGUCGGACCCACAGUGGAGAGAGAUCUAUCAGAUACAGCAGAUCAAGUGAGAGAUUCAUUGAAUUCUCUCAGGGAUCAUAUGGCCAGCUUCAGCACGGGGUUUCUGAUAUUGGGCACGGUGCAGCUGGUCGCUGCACUUUGGAGUGCUUUCAUCAAAACGGAUCCUUCAUCUAUUGGACUCUGGCGGGAUAUGCCGUAUAUUUUACUGUCCUUCACCUUCGCGUACCUUCUUUGGAACGCACGAUCUGCCAACGAUUUUUUUACCAAAAUUGAAGGAAGAAGUAGAAUUAGAAUCCUUACACUCUCGCUGCAGGUGAUCAAAGGCAUUUCUCAGUUCUUUUACAGGUCAGGAGUUAUGGUUAAGUUUGUAGCUUUCACAUCUCUUUUGGCCCUUAUGAAAGAGGCCCUUCCUCUAACUUAACUACAUCUACCUACUCCUUCAAUUGAUUGUAUGUCCGACAUCAUUCAACUCUCUGUUGCACUAUAUUGAGGCAGCGUUUGUUGCAGUCACCAGAGAGUUCAUACAACUGGAUUUCGUCCACGCACGUAUAUGAACGAAGGCAAUGAGUAGUUGUGUGUACAUAAUUGAGCGGCAAGUGAGCGCUCCUGGAGGUGGUUGAUAGUAGUGUUUCGUGUAUCAUGACCGAUGUAAACACGGACAGCACUUGUGCCAUAUUCUUAACCAGAGAGGGUUGAA